GUUCUCACUGGCAGUCUUCUGUAUUCUCCUGAAGGUGUCCUGCCCACCUUUUUCUCUUCCCUGGGCGUUCUGCCUGCCCCUAUGUCACUCUCAGUUAUUUUUAGCUCUUUCCUCUUCUGAUCAGAGUGCUGUUGGGAUUGCUUUUAGGCAUGGAGUUAGAGGCGGUGCUGAGAUUUUGGCAAGGGGGCUAAGAGUCUGUAACGUCCUGGGGCAACCUGAUAUCCCUAGGUCUAGGGAAAAUGUUUACAGGCAGAAACCUUGACGCUGGCACUGGAAGACAGGGGUGUUCUCAGAAAGGGGACAUAGAGAAGGACAGUUGGGGAGGGGGAAUCUAAGUUGUGGCUAUAACCCCUUUGGAAAUACCAAAGCAAUUUUGAGAGUAGUGUCGAGAUGAUAGAAUGAUUAUCCAGGGUUAAAGACUCAGCUUUAAAAGAUAGGCAGGAAAAGAAAGGAGAUGGCAUGAACUAAGGAAAUAAUAUAGCAAAAGGAGGGGGAGGAGAGAAGUAAAUUAGAAACUAGAGCAGAUAUGUUUAAAGCAGGAAGUGAAUGAGUGAAAAUAGAUGAAGGAGAAGUAGAAGAAAAGAUGCCAGCUGAGAUACAAAUAGUGUGAAUAUUGGAAAGAAUAGUGUGAAUAUUGGAAAGGAUACAGGAUAGAAUAUCUGAACUGGGAGUUUUCUGGAGAAGGCCUCAGCAUUUGGGUGAACUUUGAAUCAUGACCACCUACAUCAUCUCAGGCUCUCUGUAGCUGCCAGCUCUACCAUGGAGAAGCUAUUGCCACUGACUGCAGGGGAAAGUGAGCCCAUUGUCCACUGUGGGGGACAUUCCCACAAGGACUGUUGUGAGCGGGUGGUGAUAAAUGUUUCUGGCCUACGAUUUGAGACACAAGCAAAGACUUUAAGGCAAUUCCCCGAUACUUUACUAGGUGAUCCUCUGCGGCGUUUGCAAUAUUACGACCCAUUGCGUAAUGAAUACUUCUUUGAUCGCAACAGGCCUUCCUUUGAUUCUAUUCUGUAUUAUUACCAAUCUGGAGGACGGCUUCGAAGGCCAAUCAAUGUACCUCUUGAUGUUUUUUUGGAGGAACUCAAAUUCUAUCAGCUCGGUGAAGAAGCUCUCACUAAAUUUCGUGAUGAUGAAGGAUUCAUCAAGGAAGAAGACCAGCCCAUGCCUGAGAGAGAAUUCCUCAAACAAGUGUGGCUGCUCUUUGAACAUCCAGAGAGCUCUCAGGCUGCCCGCAUCAUUGCAAUCAUUUCAGUUAUGGUCAUUCUUAUCUCCAUUGUGAUUUUUUGCCUGGAGACUUUACCUGAGUUUCGGGAUGAGAGCGACAUGUCUUUGCCGCUUGUCCACCAUCAUUUGAAUAGCAGUGUGCCGCAUACAAUGCCACCAAAGUCUCAUUCUGAAGAUCCUUUCUUCAUUGUGGAAACCAUUUGCAUCUGUUGGUUCUCCUUUGAACUCCUGGUGCGAUUCAUAGCCUGCCCAAGUAAGCCAGCUUUCUUCAAGAAUAUCAUGAACAUGAUUGAUUUUAUAGCCAUCAUCCCUUACUUUGUUGCCCUUGGUACAGAGUUUGCACGCCAGCGUGGGGUAAGCCAACCUGCCAUGUCAUUGGCUAUUCUCAGAGUCAUCCGGUUGGUAAGAGUCUUUAGAAUCUUCAAACUCUCCAGACACUCCAAAGGAUUGCAAAUCCUAGGUCAGACACUUAAAGCCAGCAUGAGGGAACUGGGCUUGCUCAUCUUCUUCCUCUUCAUUGGAGUCAUCUUGUUCUCCAGUGCUGUCUAUUUUGCAGAAGCUGAUCAUGAUCGGUCAAAUUUCUCCAGCAUCCCUGCUGCCUUCUGGUGGGCUGUGGUUACCAUGACGACUGUGGGAUAUGGUGACAUGUUCCCUGAAACAAUUGGAGGCAAAAUUGUGGGGUCUCUUUGUGCCAUUGCUGGAGUACUCACUAUCUCGCUUCCAGUACCUGUCAUUGUCUCCAACUUCAGCUACUUUUAUCACCGAGAAACUGAUUGUGAGGAUCAAGGUCAAUACACCCACAUUACAACAUGCCCAUAUACCCCACCACCAUCCCCAGAACUUGCUGCCAUCCAAAGUAAAGCUCAUAUCCAUGAGAAAGCUCUACAUAGAGAGAAACAUGGGGACAAAGAACUUAUUGUACCCAAUUCAGAAUUUCUAGAUGGUAUGGUGCCUACAGGCAAUUCAGAAUUGCCCAACAAACGUCUUGUGACCCAAGUGUGAUCAUCUCAUCCACCCAAGCAAUUCUUGUUUGCUACAUGCCUUUCUUUACUUCAUCUCAGCAUAUUUAACUUGAAAGUUCUGUCAUGAGCAGAACCAUGGAAAUUCUGCCAUUAUAAGGCCAUGGGCCAGAAGUCUGAUCUGUUGUUGUGCUUAAAAACUAGUAAUUAAGAGAUUAAUUUAGAGGGGAGGGUUUGCAAUGGGACAAAUUACAAUGGGCUGCCAAAGGAUCAGACUCUAUAUAGUAAGAAAAAGGAAUUAAAUUUCAAAGAGGCAGUUGAACAAACAUAUAUUCUGCCAUAUUGUUCUUUCCUAAAUUGGAGUUGCAAUUAGUCAUCAAAAAAGGUUCUUUCUAUUUCUUUUAUUUCCCUUUACUCUGUUAUCUACCAUCCUUGACUCAAUAGGGCACAAAGAUGCCUUCCUGAAACCACAGUACUGUGUUCUUGGGUUACAUCUGCUGGAUCGUUCAAUGGAACAUACCCAGGGCAAACAGACCCCAAAUAGCAAGUGUGGGGAUAAAUAAGGGAGUGCUAUUAGGCAGUCAUUUUUAUUCAGGAUAUUACAGGCAACAUUGUCAUCAUAUUAAGAAGGAACUGUAAAAACAUCUCUAGAAGGCCUGUUGCUGCUCUGCUGCUGCUGCUGCUGCUGCUGCUACUUCUACUACUACUACUACUGCUACAGGUUUUUCAUCAGCCUACUUCCCUAACAUAGGACUUCUUUACUUAGAUUACACAACAGAUAAUUUGCCUUCAUGUUUCUGAGAAUUUACUUCGAAAAUUGCUCGUUUUUUAAGCAAUAGCAAAACUGUAGUAGUUGUAUAAUGUAUUUUAGAAACUACUUCAUUUAUUUCUGAAAUUUAAUGCAACCCUCUUUUCAGCACAUUCUUGUACUUCCAUGUUCAGUCCCCUACAAAGAAAAGGGAUAAGUUAAUAUAACAUUGAAACCAAGAUCAACCCUGUUAACUACCGUAUACUUCAAACCAGCCCAACUUUUAAAAAAGCAGGGUAAAGGAGCUUAGAUUGAGCAACAGAUAUUGUGUGGGUGCUCAUGAGCAUAUCUUUGAGACAGCAUUGACUCAUGUCAACUACUAGGAUUAGUCUGUCCAGUUUUUUUGACAAGAUUUUUGGAAGUGGUUUUCUGUUACCUUCUUCCUGGAGUUAGAGAGAACUAACCCAAAGUCACCCAAUUGGCUUUAUCUCUAAGGCAGAAAUUUCCUGGUUUCUAAUCUGGUGCUUUAAUCACAAACUGACUCUCCUUAGAAUACCAUUAAAGAGCAGCAACUGAUUAUUAUUUAAUCCCUCAUUCAGCACUAUUGUUUUCUUUUGCCUUUGGUGCCAAAAAAAUGUGAGUUGUUCCUGGACAACUCAAUAGUCUUUCCUUACAAAUAUGCACAAUCCAUUGUAAUCUUCCAUUGCUUUUUAUACUUAUGGGACAAAAACCCUCUUGCUUCAAUUUUAACCACUGUCAAGUUCAUAGACCUUUCCCACCAAAAGCCAGUUAACUGUUAAAAACCUUUAAUUCAGGUUAACCUUCUGCUAGCUAGUCUCAAGCAGUUUCUUUUACUUCAUAUGUUUUAAAAUACCAACUUGAUCUCUUCCAUGUUCACUAGAUUACAGCUCCAUUCUUUCUGGGUGGAAUUUUUAAACCUGUAGACCAAUAGUUAUAGAGGGCACUAGACUGGGAAUGAUUGGGUUAAACUUUAAAGAUAAAUCCUUGUUUUAGUUAUCCCAUGAAAUAUUCAUGGGGAAUGGAAGUGAGGGUGGUUCUGAAAGUCUUAACAAUAAAUACCCAUCAGUUGGGGGGAAAGUGAAACUGAAAAAGAGAAAGACCUCUCCUACCCCCAUUUCCCAGACACUUUUAUUUGUCUUAAUAAUAUUUGUAUUACACUAGUCUUAAAACGAGAGAAAGGGAAGAGUUUACAUUUUUGGUCAAACAACAGCACUUUCUCUUAAUUAUGUUUGUUUUAUCUUAAAGUAGGGCAAAAAGAACUAUAUAAAUAAAAAAAGCUUCUUGAGCUCAAGCUUAAAGGACAGUGUGUGAAUAAAUGAAUCUAAACAAUAGUGUGAGUUGUGUGAGUGAGUAUUGAGGCUACAAAUAUCUCAACAGAAAUGCAAUACAAUAGAAAUGGCUGGCAAGUGGAUAAUGUGGUAAGUUUAAAAAAUAUAGCUACAGUUAAAUUAUCCCUUUGCCCAUUUCUUAGAUCAGGAAUGUAAUGACAAAGUAAUGCUAUGUAGAAUAUGUUGUUAACAAGAAUAGGCAGGGCAGGGUGAAGAGGUGCAAAGGAAGACAGGAUUCAUGCAUCUGCCUCUUGGAAGGAGAAGGUUCAGCAAAUGGAUGGGUCAGCCAGAGUGAACAUAACAAGAGCCUGCUGGACCAGACCAACAUCUAUCUACCCCAGUAUCUGUUUUCCAGUAAUAGUGCUGUCUGAGUAAGUUGGACUUUGACUCCCAUAAAACUUGGGAAGUUUGGGAGUUGAUGUCCAAUGUCUCAAAAAAUACAACUGAUUGAGCAAGGCUUGACUUGGCAGUAAACCAACUCUUUAUUAGAGUUGUAACAUAUGAGUGAUAUAAUUGAGUUUUAAAAAGAAUUCCUGUUUUCUACUAGUACAUGAAAAAUGGGCAGAGCAUAAACACUACAGAAUUAUAAUUUUAAACUUAUUGACAAGCUAUGUUUAAAACAAAGUUUGUAAAUAGUGUUUGUUGCUGAAAAAUAAGACAAAUAAAACACACUAUGGCUUAAUGUACUAAGAGAACCCUGCUUAUAAAUUUGUCUCUUUUUAAAAUAGGACUUUUUAUUAUAUCUUGUGGAGGAAAUUCUACAGAUUAAGAAAUUAACUUUAUUUGUCCUAAAUUUCCUGCAAGUUUCCUUCUCUGGUAGCCCCAUAUUUUACCAUUGUGUGUGUGAGGGGGAGAAGAAACAUCUAUCUGCCUUCUGUGCACUAUGCAAAGGCAAGCUUAUUAACAAUGAAAGUGAGUGCAAGAAGAAAAGGAUUACUCUGGUGAAAAUUGCCACCUUGUCGCUCAUAAAUGCUCUGGGUGAAGGAAUCUUAAAGUUACAGGAUACACUUUGUAGAUCAUGUAACUGUUUAGAAGUAUAGUGCCUCUGCCAGGAACAUAGGUGACAAUGAUCCUUUUUAACAACUAGAGUACUUCCUGGGCCAGCUGUAAUUAAAACAUUUUGAGUAGCAUGUAAUUUAUCUGCAUAAUUUCAGUAACUGAUGUAACUUAUGACCAAAACAAUUGCACUAUAGUUGCUAAGCACAGUCAUGGUGGCUAUAUCUAUAAAUGGUACUAUCCACAAAUGUAUUUGCAUUUAUUACUCAACCAUUGUGGAUACAGGAUUAGAGUAAAGCUUAGAAAAUAUUUGGAAGAAAUUAACAUAUGUAAGCAUUCCAAAGCUGGGAUCCAGAUGGAAGCUGCUACAGCUUUUGUUGGAUAAUGAGGUAAUUAUAAACACCUGUUGGAUGUGGGUUGAGAAAUCUGUUGCUCUUCUGAUAUUGCUAAAGGGCAACUUCCAGCAUUCCCCAUGAUGAGCCUUGCAAAAAGUCAUUAGGGAUGCUCCACAUUUGCUCUAGACCAGUGGUUCCCAACCUUUUUUGGGCCAUGCCCCACCUAAACAUCUCUAAAAUCCUGAUGCCCUCCAUAUAAUUCUUACUAUUCAAAAAGUGAACUCCUACUCACGCGGAGGAAGCCUAAAAGGCCAUUAACUUGGUUUAAACAUGGUUUCAAAGAACAUGGCAUCCAUGAAAGAGAAAAAUAAAAGAAUGAAAGACAGUAGAAGUACUGAGGAACUUAAAAAUAAUAUAUGAAGGGAUAUGAAAAAACAGCAAAUGAAGUUUCAAAACAUAUAAUAACUGAAAUGCGUAAAUAUAAAAUAAUUUUAAUGAAAACUUUUUCUGUAAUACUUUGAUCAUAUUAAUUACUAUACAUAUUAAAAUAAAGGUACCUAACAAAUUCAAAAUACAAUCUGAACUCACCUCAAGAUCAUAUUUACAACACAAUCCUAUGCAUGUCUACUCAGAAGUAAGUACCAUUGUCUUCAAUGGGACUUACUCCCAGGAAAAUGUAGGAUUGCAGCUUUAGUCUACUUAAGUUAGUGAGAUCCUUGUGCUUGAUGCCUGCUGCAGAGAGAUUUUAUAUUAGGCUCCAGUUUAGUCAGCUUCAUUCUCAAGUCUCCUCAUUCAGUGAUAUCCAGUCGAUUUCUUUUCUUCAGUAGCAAAUCAUUUACAGCACUAAAGCCACAUUCAACUAAAUAUGAAGAUUGGAAUGGUAACAGCAAUUUUCUUGCAAAGUAGGUUGAAUUUGGGUAUUUAGUUUCUGUCUCAUCACAAAGCUAUGCCAUGAUAAUAAGAAACAACUAUUAAAAGAAGAUGGUGCAGAAAGAAGAAAAUUUAAAAAAAAACAUUCUUAGCUUAAUUUAUGAAUAAUAAGAUUGUCAUGAACAAAAGGGGGGUUGUAACCUAUGACCCCCCCUACUCGCCCACUCAGUUUGAACCUGCAGCUUAGUGGGGAAAUGCUUUGGUAGUUCAGUAGGUGGAGGUGAAUCACACAGGCAUGGCAAGCGUGGCCCAGCCCCAGAUUGCUCUGAGAGGAAAAGUCUUGUAAAACACGGCCUGGGAAAACACAGACUAAAAAUAACUGUAAAUCUAACAAUUUCUUACUUAAACCUGGGUCCUGGUUCUGUAUCCUCACUGCUGGGCUUCCCCCAGCAGCCAUCCACUGUCUCCCCACAGAGCCGCUCCCCCUGCAACCACCCAGCAGCAAAGCCCACAGGAGACUCUGCCAGUUCCAUGAUCCUUACUGGGAACACUUUUGAUUGGCUGGCAGUUGUUCCCUCCUCCCCCCAGCUGGGAUAUCCUUUUCAGACCAGGCCCUAGGAAAUGCACUUUAACAAAGACAACAAUAGGUAAAUGAAAUAUAUAAGAACGAUUAGUGAGCUUUCAAAAAUUCAGUUAAUAGCUCAUUUUCGAAUUGCCCCGAUUAAAAAUCAAAUUCCCUCCCUGUGGGGCAUGGGCCCCAUGUUGCGAACCACUGCUCUAGACUGAUAAACUUUACAUUCAUCAGUAUAAUAUGGGAGUGUUCCUCCCCCCUCCUUUUCAGCACAGUACCAUCAAUGUUGAAGUCUCCACAAUUUUUCCAGCAAAUAAUAAUUAGGCAUUGAUGGAAAAAGGAUAUUGGACUAGUUUUUGCUAACCUUCUCUUCCAUAAUGCUUUGAAUCAAAUGUUAAUGGUAAAGUAAAUGUUUCAUUGUCUAUAGUUACUUUGGUUUCUGUGGUUAAAAUGGAUUGGCAGGUUCACCAGUAUCACUGUCAAAUGUUAUCAUGGAUUAUAUAUGUUCUAUUAAAACUAUACAUGUG
Molecule: messenger RNA, 7579 nt
Organism: Pantherophis guttatus
Lineage: Eukaryota; Metazoa; Chordata; Lepidosauria; Squamata; Colubridae
Gene: KCNA7
Product: potassium voltage-gated channel subfamily A member 7
Biological process (GO): action potential; potassium ion transmembrane transport; protein homooligomerization
Cellular component (GO): voltage-gated potassium channel complex; membrane
Molecular function (GO): protein binding; delayed rectifier potassium channel activity
Source: RefSeq, a predicted model, not a curated record